AUGUCAUCAAGAGGUGACUACCGCAGACGCGACCGCAGCUGGGAGAAGGGGGACCGAGAGCGUUCGCACAGGAGUGAACGCGGCGGACGAGGUGGAAGAGGGGGUAAUUAUCGAGAUGAACCUCGCAGACGAAGCAGCCGCUCACGAAGUCCGCGCAGAGGCGAACGGGAUAGAAGGCACGACUCCGAUAGACGCGAACAUGGUCCAGACAAAGACUAUGACCGUGUAGAUAAAUCACGAUACAGCAGAGACGAUCACCACAGACGGGACGAUAGACGAGACCGUGAAAGAGAUGUCGACCGUCGGGACCGUCGAGAACCAUCACGGAGAGACCACGAGAAGCCCUCACGAGUCGAGGAUACUGUUCAGGACCAACCCCCGAAGGCAACACCACCGCCCGCUCAGAAUGACACUCGGGACCCAAAAGAUCAUAUGGAUGUGGCGGAGGAGGGGGAAACUGAGGAAGUUGAACAGGACGACUCUGCUAUGAUGGCAAUGAUGGGUAUGAGUGGAUUUGGCACCACUAAGGCAUGCUUCGAGGGCAACCAAGAAGGCGGCGCAGACAUCAAGAAGAUUAGGACAUGGCGACAAUAUAUGAACAGACGCGGAGGUUUCAACAGGCCACUUGACAAGAUCAAGUAA
Molecule: messenger RNA, 642 nt
Organism: Pleurotus ostreatus (oyster mushroom)
Lineage: Eukaryota; Fungi; Basidiomycota; Agaricomycetes; Agaricales; Pleurotaceae
Exons: 6
Coding region: 1-642 (213 amino acids)
Biological process (GO): RNA splicing
Cellular component (GO): precatalytic spliceosome
Source: RefSeq, a predicted model, not a curated record